AUGUCGGUCGGCGGGGGCAGCGGCGCAGGUAUCAAGAAUGUCGUGGCGCUCUCUGCAUUCUCGCGAGAUGCGAGUGGUGGCGGCGGCGACGGCGUUUCUUGUUUGCACGGGAAACAGAAGGGAGGGAAAAAUGAAAGCGAUGGAAUAACGGAAAACUGGACCGCGGGCACCGGGGAAAAUUGGCCGGUACCGGAAGGAUGGGAGGAAUAG
Molecule: messenger RNA, 210 nt
Organism: Linum trigynum
Lineage: Eukaryota; Viridiplantae; Streptophyta; Magnoliopsida; Malpighiales; Linaceae
Source: the annotation of a GenBank genome assembly